Parascedosporium putredinis is the source of this 876-nucleotide messenger RNA. Lineage: Eukaryota; Fungi; Ascomycota; Sordariomycetes; Microascales; Microascaceae. The record is from the annotation of a GenBank genome assembly.
AUGGCUUAUUACCGCGCGGACGAAAACCUCCCAGAGGUGGUGCCGGAUGCCUCGCCCGAAGCCAUCCCCAAACACGCCGCGGCGCAGUACCCGAACCACCUCCACGACCAUAAUGCCAAGUAUCCCGUCAUCCUCGACGACUCUCCCAAGUUUGUGGGCGCGCCAAAUCCAUCCCCGCCGCCCUUUUCCGCCGUCAGCCCGUACACCGAGACCCUCGUACCCGGAAGUCCCUUUGGCGGCCCACCUCCCGCAGAAUCACAGGCCCCGGCCAAGACGAUAUGUGGGCUGAGGAAGAAGAAUUUCUGGAUCCUGUUUGUGCUCGUUUUAGUCGUGCUCGCUGCGGCGCUCGGAGGCGGUAUAGGAGGAGGCCUAGCCGCGAACAAGGGCUCCAAGGCAGCCGCUUCCGCCGGCUCCGAUGGUGCUGAUCAAGGUGAAGAAACAGCAAGCGAAUCUCCAACAGAAACCGGCCAAGAUGCCGAAGCCACCCACACAGCCGCAUCCACGCAAACAAAGUCAAGCACAUCAUCGGCACCCGACCCUUCCGAGACGAUUCGCUUCCUUAACGAAACCAUCCCGACCGACACGUUCGCCUUCCAGGCGUGGUCCAAGAAGAAUUUCCAGGGCGAGGUAUCGCCCAUCUACCGCACCGAGGGCCUUUUCAAGUUUGGCUUCGAAGCCGUCAGCUACAUAUGGCUGCCCAACUCGACGGCGUGCUGCGUCACCUUUGCGACGACCUUAGCGUGCGGUGCAAAGAAUUUUACCGCUACGAGUCGAGCGGACCGUUUCCUAGCGUCUUCAUCAACUGCGACGGGUCGCAAAAGGCGCAUUCUUGCACAGAGUGAUUUUGAAAUUCGAUUCGAGAAAAAGCCUACAUGA